Messenger RNA from Bipolaris zeicola 26-R-13, 1290 nucleotides. RefSeq lists its product as uncharacterized. The record is from RefSeq and is a predicted model, not a curated record. Lineage: Eukaryota; Fungi; Ascomycota; Dothideomycetes; Pleosporales; Pleosporaceae. Bases 1 to 1290 code for a protein of 429 amino acids. The transcript has 4 exons.
AUGAAGAGUUUCCGAAGUAAAGCAUCGCGUUUCUUCAGAGAAGGUACAACUUCAGAGGACAAGGUGGCAACCAACAGCACGUCACGUUUUGAAUUCGACGCUGGUAUUGACAGCACUGCUACAAGAAAAGUGACAUGGCCCUUUCGCCGCAAAGAUGACAAGGUAGAGAGGCCGCAGCCAGCUCUGCGGCUCAAUUCCUCAUCGUCAACUUUGCUGCCUCCAGCCAUACCACGCGUCAUUGCUCGUGAGCCCAGCGAUGAUUUCGAUCUUCUGCCAGACUACGACGAUUCCGACGACGACGACGACACACGGGCAUUCCGUCGUUCACCUGCUACAUCCAACAAGAAGAAAAUGUAUCGCAAUGCGUUCAGUAUGUCCAACCUGAAAAAGUCGUGUUCGAACCUUGCGGCCUUGAAGAGCAAGAGUUCCCGCAUCUUCAACGGCAACAAGAGAACCUACUCAAGAUCGCCGCCACCACCACCCGUCCCCCAAAUCCCUGUCGACUUCACAAUCCCGCUGCCAACGCGUUACUCUUCUCUCCCACAACCACCACCGCCUCCACCGUCUCCACCACCACUCCUCAAACGCAGCAGCAACCGCCCACCACGCCCCACACUCAAAAAGACCAAAAGCAUUACAGGUCCCAUCUCCCACCCAACCCCCACAUCCCAAGACUCAGCCAUCCCCCUCCUCCUCAACCACCUCACCACCACCACUACCACCCCUUUCACCCGACGCAACAGGAGUCCCCCACAGCGCCCCCCGCGCCCCACCGACUCAUACAACGACACACUAAUGUACAUGCGCCACACCAACACCCGCAUGGUCCUCCCCGUUCGUCCUCGCCCAGACACCACCGUAUCCCCUUCUCCAUCUUCUCCAUCUCCUCCUUCUUCGUUGACUGCGUCAACAGCACGUCACGCCUCCGCCAUCAUCGCAUCCCGCCUCGGCAUCCCCACCGGCCACUCCACCCCCUCUGCUGCAUCCCUCUCCGCUCCGCUCGCAGCACGCAUCCCACCGCACCCCACUUUACCCCUUCCAGUGAGUAUCUCACACGCCAGCACGCGAUUUACUAGUCGCUUCAGCGAGUUUGUCGCGCAUUGCGAGCCAGAGGUCUAUGGCCUGCUUGGUGCUCGUCCUGGUGCAGUCGACGCCGUAGAGGUGUACCAGAAGGAAAUGCAGGAUGAGUGGGUGCUCGAGAGGUUGGUUAGUCGUGGGUCUGGGGCUGAGGCCGGGGGGAUGGUGUUUAGGGAUCGGAAGGGGGGGUUUCAUUUUGUAAAGAACUUGUGA